AUGUUUGCGCUGCCCCUUGGCGUUGCAAUUGCGUGGUCGCACGCCGGUGAGAUGGAAACCAACGUGCUCCUCAACACUUUACGUCAAAUGCGACAGGCACUCUCGCUCAUGAUCAGCGCCGUGCUCCGAACGACGCCCUUUGCCGUCGUUUCUUUGAUCGCCGGUGCCAUCUCCACCUACAACACGUCCGGGUCGACAAUCGUCUCGCAGGCCGGGUUUUUGAUUUUGGCGUUCGUCACUGGCGUCGUGAGUCACACGCUGCUGCUGAUGCCGUUCUUGUUCUUCCUCUUUACGCGCGCCAACCCGUACAAUUACAUGAAGCAGCUCGUGCCCGCCUACAUGUAUGCGUUUGGCUGCUCGUCGUCGAUGGCAACCCUGCCCGUGGCCGUGGCCGUCGUGCACCAGACUCGCCAAGUCUCGCGCUCGAUGGCACAGCUCGUCAUGUUUCUUGGGACACCGGUCCACAUGAACGCUGCGGGCGUGUACUAUCCGCUCAUGAUGAUCUUCCUCGCGGGCAUGUCGGGCGCCAACGAUAAGAUCGGUACGCCGCAGCUUGUCGUGCUCUUUUUCGUCUCGCUGAUUGGCUCGAUGGGCACGGCACCGGUGCCCAAUGCAGCGAUCGUGAUGCUCAUGACGGUCUGGAAGACGGUGCUACCGACGACGCCGCUGCCAUUGUCGUUCGUGUACAUUGUAGCCUGCGACUUUGUUUUUGAUCGGCUCUCGACCGUGACUAACGUGCACGGGAACAUGUUUGUCACGCGGAUCUUGGCCCAACGCUACGACGACCCGGUCGCGGCGUGGUCGGACGAGACGAGCGAAGACGCCCGGACGCCAGUCCCAGGCGUCUAA
Messenger RNA from Saprolegnia parasitica CBS 223.65, 849 nucleotides. RefSeq lists its product as hypothetical. Gene Ontology annotation, molecular function: symporter activity. The transcript has a single exon. Gene Ontology annotation, cellular component: membrane. NCBI's taxonomy places the organism in Eukaryota, Oomycota, Saprolegniomycetes, Saprolegniales, Saprolegniaceae. The coding region runs from base 1 to 849 and encodes 282 amino acids. The record is from RefSeq and is a predicted model, not a curated record.